Anastrepha ludens (Mexican fruit fly) is the source of this 2727-nucleotide messenger RNA. It is a transcript of the gene mh, whose product is annotated as DNA-dependent metalloprotease SPRTN. The transcript has 6 exons. Gene Ontology annotation, molecular function: metalloendopeptidase activity; polyubiquitin modification-dependent protein binding; single-stranded DNA binding. Gene Ontology annotation, biological process: DNA repair. NCBI's taxonomy places the organism in Eukaryota, Metazoa, Arthropoda, Insecta, Diptera, Tephritidae. Bases 156 to 2576 code for a protein of 806 amino acids. The record is from RefSeq and is a predicted model, not a curated record. Gene Ontology annotation, cellular component: nucleus.
UUCUUGUUGUAAAUGAUUUAAUAUAAUUUUCCCCGCGCAGUAAGCGAAAAAUCUGUUCGUCUAUUAUUUUUUUCGCUAGCGUCGGAAUUCUUCAGAUGCCUGUGAUGCAGUGAGUUACGAAUACACUUUGGAAAGUAACAAAAAACACAUUAAAAAUGUCAAAUGAUCCAGAUUUUCUAAUGGCGCUGGAAAUGCAAAGGCAGUGGAACGCAGAGCAGAGCACUGAUUUGAAUAGUAGCACAAACAGCGAAAGCAGCGAGCCUGAGAUUGUCAACUUCAGCAUGCCGCCACCAUCGAAGAAACCUUUACGUAUUAAACGCAGCAAUCCAAGCUCAAACCAAGAUGAAGACUACUUGAACAGAACACAGAACCUGGUGCAUCCGCAAUGGGAAGUCCUCGAUCCCACUCCGGACAUAACCGCGUUGUUUGCCGCCUUUGAUAAUAAGUUCUUUCAAAGCCGUUUGAAGUGCGUAACUUUGGAGUGGAGUAAACGCAUGUAUAGCUGUGCUGGAAUAUGCUAUUCGCGGCGUAAUCGCUUUGGAAUGGAUAUAACUAUCCGCUUAAGCGAACCCCUGCUCAAGUUAAGACCACGCAAGGACUUGGUUGAAACUAUGUUGCACGAGAUGAUACACGCAUACUGUUUUGUCUUGAAUAUUCGGGAAGGCAACGGCGGGCAUGGCCCUAACUUCAAAAAGAUCAUGUACGCUAUCAAUAAAGUAGCCGGUACGAACAUAACAGUUUACCACACAUUCAGAGAUGAAGUGGACGUAUAUAAACAGCACUGGUGGCGCUGUAAUGGGAGCUGCACAAAUCGCGCACCCUUUUUCGGCUAUGUAAAACGUACGUGCAACCGAGCUCCCGGCCCUAAUGACCAAUGGUGGGCGGCACAUCAGGAAUCUUGUGGUGGUACUUUCAUGAAAAUUAAAGGUCCGGACAAACCUAAGAAGCGAAAUACAACAAAAGAUACAAAACCACCGAACGGCAAGGAUUUGCGUACAUUUUUCCCUACUAAGGACAAAAAAAUAAGCUCAACACCAAAGCUGUCGGAUGCAAAUAAUUUGAGGAGUUCUAGUAGUGGAUCGGCAGGCUUUGGCGGUAUUAAAGGACCCAUCAAAACCAACGGGGGUGGUACGCUUCUUCUGAAUCCUAAAACAAAACCACCUCUUGCAAAGCCAAAUGAGCGCCAGCCAUCCAUUGCAUCUGCAUUUCCCCCCUCCUCCUACCCAGGCCUAUCAACUGAUCCGUUCAAUACAAAAACAAGUCAUAACUCGAUUAGUACACCUACAAGACGCACUUCGGCAAGUGGUAACUUAGGAAACGUUUUUGGUUUCGCAAAUUUAAAUGACGGUAAUGGCGGUGACAGUUGGCCUGCAGGAGGUCGUAUCAAUGGGAACAAGACAAAUGCUGCUUUCAGUGGUAGUGGGUGCCAAGUAGGUGCCACUAGUAACUCGAGCAUGAGCUCGAAAAACAGUCCUGGGCGAGAUGUGGAUCGUAAUCAUUUGCGUGACUUGUGGCUAAAGCGUUUUGAUAACAGUAGCAAUAACGGAAAUUCUGACUCGAAAUUAGUUAAUAAUAACAAACCCGCGCGUGGCCUUGAAAGCGAUGCAGAAGCGCCACAAGGUGAUGUGAAACGGAGACGCCUUUCAACCGAUGAUUCACAACCACAUAACAUACCUGAAGAUACUAAACCGAAAACUGACGAUUGGCUUGUGUUAGAUGAUGAGAUAAUGUUAAGAGAGGCACCUACAGAGACUAUUGCCAUACUCUCCGAUGAUGAAAGCGAUGAAUAUGACAAUGAUGUGGAGGAAAGUGAUAAUGAAGUGCGACCAUCGAAACAAUCCACACCGCUUACCGCUGAUGAACGUCAAAAAGCGAUUAAGCAAGAAAUACUCGAAGAUACUGCAGAUUUGUUGGAUGAGGAUAUCAUUCUUAUAGAUGACGAGUAUGACGAUAAUUCACUAGUUGCCAAUAAUGAUUUGCCGACUAUAUCGGCGGCUGCAGAAUUGGCCGACACUUCUGUGAUAGAUGAGUUCUUUAGCGACGACACAAUGUUGAAGGAGUUCAAUCGUGAGAACGAUGUUAAACCGUCCGGGUCUCGUCAUUUCUCCUUGCCAGAGGAUGAAAUCAUUACAUGUCCCAUAUGUCAAGGUAAAAUGAAGCGUUGUGUAUUCGCCGACCAUAUGAACGGAUGUACUGGUAUUGCAAUUAAAGUUGCUCCCCCUAAGCAUGCGCUGAAAAAGCUAUCGGCUAUAUCCCGACCUGUGAAACCGACCAACAAAUCACGCCCCUCUCGUAAAGAAAUUCUACGCAAAGCCGGCUACUCUGAACAGGAUUUAAUCAAUCUUACAUCGACUAGUGAUGAAGAAUUUUCUAGUAGUAAUGGUAAUAUAAACCUCACCUCGCCAACUCAACCUAAUGCUUAUUCAACAUCUGCAGAGGUGAGCCCAGAAAAUAUGGAUACUAGGUUAUAUCGGCAAAGAAAUAUUUUGAAAAGCACCAUUCAGUGCCCUAAUUGUGGCCAAGAGGUUGAACAGAACACAAUUAACGAUCAUCUGGAUGAUUGCCUCUCGUCAUAGUAUUAUAAAUUUUAAGUAUAUUUAUUUAUAAAAAAUUACAAAAUGUUUUCCAUGCUUGGUAUGUCUAAGUUCAUCACAAAGUAUCUUAAUAUUACAACAUCUUUGGCUUCUUCAUGAAAUAAAAGGCAUUUAUUCACAUAAUUUUUCCGAA